Messenger RNA from Aspergillus niger, 909 nucleotides. RefSeq lists its product as uncharacterized. Gene Ontology annotation, cellular component: intracellular anatomical structure. The record is from RefSeq and is a predicted model, not a curated record. Gene Ontology annotation, molecular function: oxidoreductase activity, acting on NAD(P)H, oxygen as acceptor. Lineage: Eukaryota; Fungi; Ascomycota; Eurotiomycetes; Eurotiales; Aspergillaceae. The transcript is spliced from 4 exons. Bases 1 to 909 code for a protein of 302 amino acids.
AUGGGUUCCAACUCAGAAACCCCCGCAAUUCCUUGGAUGCGUCUAGGAGAGCUCGAUCCUCAGUCGUCUCUCACGCCGCCCCCUGCGCCUUUUCCGCCGGGCAACAGUGCAGCCGACAACGCGAGACAAAGAUUCGCAGUGAAGGGAAAUGCCAUCUUCACCGGCGGCGCCGGCGCUUUAGCACUCACAUCAGCAAGAGCACUGCUCGAGCACGGUCUACAAGGAUUAGCUCUCCUCGACCUAUCCACAUCCCUCACAAGGAGCAAAGAGUAUAUAUCAGCCAUACAGCAUAAUUUCCCCAACGCCAACAUCGUAACUAUACCCUGCAACGUGACCAUCGAAGCAGAAGUCCAAUCCGCAGUUCAAUCAGCCAUAGACCGUCUAGGCGAUCUCCGAAUCUUAUGCUGCUUCGCAGGAAUAGUCAACUGCGUUCCAUCAGUUGACAUGAGCCUAGAAGAUUACAAGAGAAUGCAAGACGUAAACACAACAGGAAGCUGGAUUAUCGCGCAGACUGUUGCCCGACACAUGAUUUCCCGCAAAACAGGCGGUAAAAUUAUCUUCAUCGCCUCUAUCAGCGGCCACCGCGUUAACUACCCCCAGCCUCAGCUAGCAUACAAUGUCUCCAAGGCCGGGAUCUUACAUAUGAAGAAUUGCCUCGCUGCUGAAUGGGCGCAGUAUGGCAUUCACGUCAACUCCAUUUCGCCUGGGUAUAUGGAUACGGUUCUGAACGAGGGCGACCAGCUGUCCGGCCAUCGCGCGGUGUGGGCUGACCGCAAUCCCAUGCGGCGUAUGGGGUCGCCACAGGAGAUGACGGGGCCGGUGGUGCUUUUGUGCAGUGAUGUUGGAGGGAGCUAUAUAAAUGGGGCAGAUAUUGUGGUCGAUGCUAACACAGCUCUCUUUGGUGGAUAG